AUGGAAAACCGGGCGCGGGACUGGCAAUGGCGCUCCGGCCCUGCCUGGCCCAAAUGGAGCGCGGUGCGGCCGCUCAGGCCUGUCACAGACCGGGCGCAGGACGCGCAGCCUGUGCAGAGCGGAGGGCUGUGCCCGUCUGCACACGGCGCCUCACUGCGCCCGUGCCCUGGAGCGCUGAUUGGCUGGGCGGGACGUGAAGUCCUAUUAGAGCGAAGUCCCCCGCGGUACUUGUGCUGCUGUGGAGUUGUGGGCGGGCGAGGCGCCGGCUGUUGCCGCGGUGUGUCCGGACGGUCGUGCUUAGGCUCUGCGAUGUCUGACCCAGCACAGCAACCUGCUUCUGCAGUCCCUGAAGGGGAAGCCCCUGGUGGGGGACCCCCUGAACCACCCCCCAAUCUGACCAGCAACCGUCGGCUGCAGCAGACGGAGGCCCAAGUGCAGGAGGUGGUUGAUUUAAUGCGUGUAAAUGUAGACAAGGUGCUGGAACGAGACCAGAUACUGUCACAGCUGGAUGACCGGGCUGAUGCACUUCAGGCUGGUGCCUCACAGUUUGAAAGUAGUGCAGCAAAACUCAAAAGGAAGUAUUGGUGGAAGAACUGCAAGAUGAUGAUCAUGAUGGGAGUGAUUGGUGCCAUUGUGGUGAUGGUGAUUGCAAGUAAGUACUGA
Messenger RNA from Indicator indicator, 663 nucleotides. It is a transcript of the gene VAMP1, whose product is annotated as vesicle associated membrane protein 1. The transcript has 5 exons. Gene Ontology annotation, cellular component: plasma membrane; SNARE complex. Gene Ontology annotation, molecular function: syntaxin binding; SNAP receptor activity. Lineage: Eukaryota; Metazoa; Chordata; Aves; Piciformes; Indicatoridae. The record is from RefSeq and is a predicted model, not a curated record. Bases 1 to 663 code for a protein of 220 amino acids. Gene Ontology annotation, biological process: vesicle-mediated transport; vesicle fusion; SNARE complex assembly.